Messenger RNA from Galendromus occidentalis (western predatory mite), 1239 nucleotides. RefSeq lists its product as uncharacterized. The record is from RefSeq and is a predicted model, not a curated record. NCBI's taxonomy places the organism in Eukaryota, Metazoa, Arthropoda, Arachnida, Mesostigmata, Phytoseiidae. Gene Ontology annotation, biological process: sensory perception of taste. Gene Ontology annotation, cellular component: membrane. Bases 1 to 1239 code for a protein of 412 amino acids. The transcript has 6 exons.
AUGGAUAACUUCAAGAUGGCACGGGACUCCGUGACAAUCUUCCGUUCAGAAAAACACUCGGACGUCUAUCGUUAUCUCGAGUAUGGUGGACGCUAUAUGGGCCUCUUCUGGGAGAGCAAGCCCGUGGCCUACGUUUUCAAGACCGUGCACAUCCUGCUCCAGCUGGGACUCAUUGCUUUCGCGGGAUACUACUACUUUCAAAUCCAAGCUCCGAACGGCUCGGAUACCGAGUCGAAAAGCGAUCCCCGACACGCGGAGAAGUUCUUCAUGAUGCAGAUAGGCCUCCGGGUUACAUUCGCCCUCAUAACCUACCUCACCGGUCUGGCAAAGGAAGAAAAACUCGAACAGCUCAGACAGGUUCUGACCUGUCUACACGUAGACGAUAAACUCCUCAGGGUAAAUCGAAUCCUGUGCUUCUUCGUGCUAGCAUUCCUCGCCAGUCUCGUGGGGAUAGAUCUCUACCUUCUAUUCGGUCGCAUGGACGAGGUCCCAGUUCUAGGAUCACGGAGCGAGUUCCCGCUCAGAGCUGCCACGAAACUCGUGUACAUCUUGUCUACGUCAUCUGUUCUAUGCGUUCUCCCGACGUUUUUCAUCUCGUCCUGCGUAUGCGUCCAACGGUCCAUCUGCGCAAUCAACGACGACGUGACGGAAGCUAUCCAGGCUCAGGUCGACGAGAAGCGCAAGGACGAGAUGUUCCUCCGCCUGCGGAUCCGUUAUGUCGAGUUGCUGGACACGCUCGACGAGCUCUCAGACGUAUUCGGCCUCCAGCUAUUCGUGUGGCUGUCGCUAAUGUUCUUCCAUACCUGCGUGAAAGUGUUCCUCUACGCCAAAUACAAAGAGAACAUCCAGCCCAAUCAAGUCGACCAUAUCGAAUGCAUUGUGAUCUCAUCGGUUUUCGACCUCAUCCUCUUUUCGUUGUUCUGCUACGCGGGUCACGGCGUGUUCAAGGAGCGUGACAAUACUCAGAUGCUGACACGUCGCAGCGAAUCGACUCCAUGCACGCAACUGCUACUCUUCCAGAUGGAUCUCCUCAACUCAGACGUCGACUUUGGAGUACGGACAGCAUCAGGACACAACAUGAAUCUUCAACUAGCAUUCACUUUGGUUGGGACGGUGACGACGUUCGCUGUUGUUAUCAUACAGAUCUACAUGUCCGCCUCGCCGACCCCGGGAGCGACGAACUUCACUGCGAGUUCAGCGACGCCGAUGCUCACUCGCGGAACAACCCGUCCGUCCUAG